Xiphias gladius (swordfish) is the source of this 7764-nucleotide messenger RNA. RefSeq names its product protocadherin 7b (gene pcdh7b). The record is from RefSeq and is a predicted model, not a curated record. The transcript has 3 exons. Lineage: Eukaryota; Metazoa; Chordata; Actinopteri; Istiophoriformes; Xiphiidae. Gene Ontology annotation, cellular component: plasma membrane. Gene Ontology annotation, biological process: homophilic cell-cell adhesion. Bases 1 to 3744 code for a protein of 1247 amino acids. Gene Ontology annotation, molecular function: calcium ion binding.
AUGAGGACUACUGGUGCAGUGGACUAUUUGUACUAUUGCAUGCUCAUCCUGCAGUUUGUGCAUCAGCCCGCUGCCAAGCAAGUGCUCCGGUACCGUUUGGCUGAGGAGGGACCCGCCGAUGUCAGAGUCGGAAACGUAGCCGCCGACCUGGGCAUUGUUGCCGGGUCCGGCGAGGUGACAUUCACGCUCGAAUCCGGCUCCGAUUUUUUCAAAAUAGAUAACAUAACAGGUGAGCUCACCACCAAUGAGAGGCGGAUAGACCGUGAAAAAUUACAGCAGUGCCAAAUGAUAUUUGAUGAAAAUGAAUGUUUUAUCGAUUUUGAAGUGUCAGUCAUAGGACCAGCCCAGAGUUGGGUCGACCUGUUCGAGGGAAAAGUCAUCAUACUGGACAUUAAUGAUAACACCCCUUCUUUCCCUUCCCCUGUCCUGACACUGUCUGUGGAGGAAAACAGACCCAUUGGAACCCUUUAUCUGCUGCCCACUGCCACAGACAGAGAUUUUGGCAGAAACGGAAUAGAGAGAUACGAGCUUAUCCAGGACAAUGGGGAGAACUCAAGGCGCUUGGGCUCUUCUGGGGAUUCAUUCUCGGGGAAGAGGAGGUUUGAGGAAGGCGCGAGCAGGAGCAGCGUCUUUGAACUGCAAGUUGCUGACACUACUGAUGGAGAGAAACAGCCUCAGCUCAUCAUUAAAGGGGCCCUUGAUAGGGAACAGAGAGACUCCUAUGAGCUCACACUGCGUGUUAGGGAUGGAGGCGAUCCCCCUCGCUCCUCCCAGGCCAUUCUGAGGGUGAUGAUCACUGAUGUGAAUGACAACAGCCCUCGGUUUGAGAAGAGUGUGUAUGAAGCUGACCUACCAGAAAACAGCUCCCCUGGGGCCCCCAUACUCCAGCUCAAAGCAGCUGAUGCAGACGUGGGGGUUAAUGGUCAAAUAGAAUAUGUGUUUGGGGCAGCCACAGAGUCAGUAAGGAGGCUGCUGAGGUUGGAUGAGAGCACAGGGUGGCUGAGUGUGUUGCACCGCAUUGACCGUGAAGAAGUGAGCCAACUGAGGUUCACAGUAAUGGCCCGUGACCGAGGCCAGCCACCCAAAAUGGACAAGGCCACUGUGGUGUUGAACAUCAAGGAUGAGAAUGACAACGUUCCUGCUAUAGAGAUACGGAAAAUUGGACGCAUUUUCUUAAAAGAUGGUGUAGCCAAUGUGGCUGAGGAUGUGGUGGUGGACACACCCAUUGCCUUAGUACAGGUGUCGGACCGCGACCAGGGGGAAAACGGCAUAGUGACCUGCACAGUGGUAGGGGAUGUGCCCUUUCAGCUCAAACCAGCCAGUGAAAUGGAGGGUGAGCAGAAUAAAAAGAAAUAUUUCCUCCACACGUCUGCACCGCUGGACUAUGAGGCCACACAGGAAUACAAUGUGGUCAUAGUAGCGGUGGACUCUGGAAGCCCCAGUCUGGCAAGUAAUAACUCCCUUAUCGUCAAAGUGGGCGACACUAAUGACAACCCUCCUAUCUUUAGCCAGAAUGUAGUAGAGGUGUCGUUUCCAGAAAACAAUGCCCCUGGUGAGAGGGUGACAACAGUGGCAGCCAUCGACGCAGAUAGUGGGAAGAACGCGGAAAUAGCCUAUUCCCUUGACUCAUCAGUAAAUGGAAUUUUCUCUAUUGAUGCAGACAGUGGAGACAUCCGAGUAAACAGCAUUCUGGACAGAGAGCAAACGGAGCGCUACGAAUUCAAAGUGAUAGCCAAAGAUAAGGGCAUAAACACCCUUCAGGGCUCCGCAACAGUGGUUGUCCUCGUGGCCGAUAAGAAUGACAACGAACCAAAGUUCAUGCAGGAUGUGUUCACCUUCUAUGUCAAAGAGAACCUUGAGCCAAACAGCCCAGUUGGCAUGGUUACAGUCAUUGAUGCAGAUAAAGGCCAAAAUGCAGAGAUGAGUCUUUUCAUUGAAGAAGAGGAGGACAUCUUUUCUAUUGAGAAUGACACUGGUACUAUUUUCUCCACCCUGUCCUUUGACAGAGAGCAGAAAACUACAUACACCUUCCGUGUCAAAGCUGUGGAUGGUGGUGACCCUCCCAGAUCCGCUACCGCUACAGUGUCACUCUUUGUUAUGGAUGAAAACGACAAUGCACCAACGGUCACUUUCCCAAUAAACAGCUCCUACACCCUUCUUCCUCCAUCCAGUAACAUCAGAACAGUAGUCAGAACUGUCAUAGCCACCGAUACUGACACUGGCAUCAAUGCAGACCUGAACUACAGCAUCAUUGGGGGAAACCCCUUCAAGCUGUUUGAGAUUGAUGGAGGCUCUGGGGUGAUUUCACUGGUGGGGAAGCUGGAGCAGAAGCACUAUGGCCUCCACAGACUGGUGGUCCAGGUGAAUGACAGAGGGCAGCCUUCACAGAGCACCACCACACUAGUCCAUGUUUAUGUUAAUGAGACUCUUUCAAAUUCCACAGUUGUGGAGGCACAGGUGGCUAAAAGCCUCAGCACGUCUCUCAACACCAACAUUGCCGGUGACCCCAACUAUGAUCUAAGCAAACAGCGGUUAAGCAUUGUAAUUGGAGUAGUUUCAGGCAUCAUGACAGUCAUCCUCAUCAUUCUUGUCGUUGUCAUGGCCCGUUAUUGCCGUCCCAAGAAUAAGAAUGGCUAUGAAGCUGGAAAGAAGGAUCAUGAAGACUUCUUUACACCACAGCAGCAUGACAAAUCCAAGAAGCCGAAGAAAGAUAAGAAGAAACAGAAGUCUAAACAGCCGCUCUAUAGCAGUAUUGUCACUGUAGAGGCCUCCAAACCCAAUGGGCAGCGAUAUGACGGCGUCAACGAGAAGCUGUCGGACAGUCCAGGCAUGGGCCGCUACCGUUCAGUCAAUGGAGGGCCCGGGAGCCCAGACUUGGCCCGACACUACAAGUCCAGUUCGCCACUCCCCACUGUCCAGCUUCACCCGCAGUCGCCAACAGCUGGAAAAAAGCACCAGGCAGUUCAGGACCUGCCCCCUGCCAAUACCUUUGUUGGCACCGGAGAUAACAUUUCCCUUGGAUCUGACCACUGCUCUGAAUACAGCAGUCAAACUAUCAACAAGUACAACAAACAGCCGUUUCGCCGAGUGACCUUCUCGGUGGUGAGCCAGCCCCAGGACCCUCACCAGCAGGGAUCGCUGCAGAGCUGCUACGACAGCGGCCUGGACGAGUCAGAGACGCCCAGCAGCAAGAGUUCGUCGGGCCCCCGGCUGGGCGCCCUUCCCCUGCCCGAGGACAGCUACGAGAGGACAACGCCGGAUGGCAGUGUCGACUCCCGGCCUUUGCCUGACGUAGCCAUGACUGGCAAGUGCACCCGGGAAUGCGAUGAGUACGGCCACUCGGACUCCUGCUGGAUGCCUGUGCGCACGUCGCCCGAGCGACGGCCAUCCAAGUCAACCACCACCCCCCAACAACCAAAGCUUUCCACUUUCAUGAGCGGCAACGGCAGCGGCAGCAGCAGCGCCGAGCAGCCCGGCAGCCAAGAGACCCUCGCCAUGGCCGCUAUGGCCAACGGAGACCCCACUGCCGCUCACAUGAUGGGCGACCGCAAUCGCAACCUGCUCAACAAGAAGAUGGCCUCCUCCUCCUCCUCCUACGAGGCCUUUGGCUCGCCUUCCUACGGCUCGCCAGCAGGCGGGGAGGAGGCACUGGGCCACCCCACCGAGGAGAUCCCUCUGGCACCUACUGGGGAGUACAAGCCCACGUCCUGUGGCACUCUGACACGACGGGAAGUGUACCUGUGAGUUCGGAGGGUUAGACACACCUGCGGUGCCACAGAAUGUGGCAUUAAAAUACAACACUAAGCAUAGUUGCUUACCCACCACCGUUACAGCUCUAGAAGCUUUUAGCCACCCUUGUUCUGCGCAAGGUAGGACUAAAUUUUCUCCAAAGACUUUUAGGACAGCUCCUUAAUGAAAAAUCUAUGCGGAUAGAAAAACAUGAUACCAUUUUUAACGUGCAAAUUCUGGAAGAACAGAGGAGGAGGAGGAACUCUUGCGGGCACUGAUUAGACUUGGGAUGAGGCUGUUCUACUGGCGAGUCGGGCUCUUGGGACACAAUCUGCUGCCUGACAGUCAAUCUGUACAAUAAUCAACUCAUUUUACAUAUACAGUACAUGCAUGCAUUACCCGCUGUCCCCCAUGAAGACCCCAAUCCCUGAAGAUGACACUAUAUAAAAGAGACAAUUUCUUUAUUCUGUUUAUGUUUUUUCUAGAAACAAAGCUGUACAUGUGGACUAUUUUGACUUCAAAGUGUGUCCGGUUAUGCCUUUUUUUUAAUUUCAGAACAGGGCAACACUCUGGCCAUGACAUUCUGUGGCUGCAACAAUACAUUGGACGUGAUGGUCUCCAUCAUGAUGAGUUUUCCAUGGAUUGUGUCAUGAUGACUGUUUGUGAGAAAAUUUACUCUAUAGCAGAACAAAACUUUACCCUAUUCGAAUCUUAAAUGGACAGAAAAGACUAAGCUUUAAAUACUCAGCCCAGAAAACUACAUUUAUUUCAGGCCGAUCUUGAAAUGGAUGGAAAUGGGAGCCAGUGGAAUUUGCUGCAACAACCAUUGGUUUCAGACUACAACCCCACUGGUGUACUAUGAUGAACAUAUGAUGACUGAUUCUAGCUUACCAGUGUGUAUGCUCCUCACAGGCGGAAAGUCACUUAUUGUACAUAAACAUUGGACCACAGCAACGGCGCUAACUGCUCUCAUUCCCUUUUGUCUUGCUACCUUUCCUCAGUCUCUCGUUCUUUGUAUAUGAUUGGCGACAUUGAGACCAAAACCCUCUUUAAGAGAUGCAAGAUCUUAGAGCCAUGACCUAUCAUCGCAUUGGCUGAAAAAGCAUGUCUGUACUUGGUUGUGCAUAUUCGGAUCACCUCAGCGGGAUGCUACUGUUUAUAUCAAUACUUACCCUGUUUUUUCUCAAACACACAUGCAGACACACACUUAUACAGCUGCAGAAAAGCAGAUUCAUUUAACUGAGGCCAGUGGCACUGCUGUAUUGAGUGAAAAUCCUGGGUAAGCACAGUGUGUGGCAUGCUGAGAUUAUUAUUAUAAAUUAUGGAGGUGCAAUUGAAAUUGUAUGUGCGUAUGGGCCAGAUAUGCAGCAUAUAGUAUGUGUGUAUAGGCCAUAUUUAGUGUAUACUGUAGAUGUACACCAAUAAUAGGCUUAGGAGGGCUUAAACAUGGCCAAGCUGGUUCUAAAACAGCUGCAAGGACAGCUUUCUACUGUUAUUCCUUUUUUGUUGUGUGAUAGACUGAGCAAUAAAUAUCAUAAUGUACAUGUGACCAACCAGCAUUAACUUCUUUUUCACUUCCUCUCAAGCCUUCAAGGUGACAUUAACCCACACAUGGCUGUCCUAGAGUCCUUUUAGCACUAGUACAUGUUGCUUUCCAUAGUACAUGGUGAUGGCAUCUUUGAGCACGAAUGUAAGAAUCAGCUCAACGGAGAACAAUCAAAAAGCAGCGCCUAAAUGAGCAGAUACCAGGAAGUUUUUGGAUUACAGGUUGGGAAUAAUGGUGUCAAAGUGAAACCAAAGCUUCGCAAGCAGGAUGAAGCAUUCCCCCAUUACACACAAAAAUAGCUUUCUGGGAGAACACUGCUUUAAGUACACAUUACAUGAUGACUUUUUUUUUUAACGAAGGAUUGAGCUUGAACGAUCUGAAUGUGAUGUCUCAACAAAGCAUCCAUUACAUCCUCAGAGCUUAAUGACCACUUACACACAUACAUAACAAUGUUGAGAUGUUGUGCCUCCUUGUCUAGAGUGAUUUUUCUUUUUCGCAGCUACAGAGGCGUAAAAUCUCAUGACUGUAAUAAAGCAAAAGAAUAUCAGAUGCAAUGGAACUUUUUUGUAUGUUAGCAAAACCCCUUUGGUUUGACCGGAGCCGCUUUUUCAGCAUUCCGGCAAUCUAUAGUCUGUAAGUACUACUCGUUGUUCGAAAGAAAGUGCUCCUAUACUUAUCAACUGUAUACAAAAAUAUUUACUUUUUACUGCACGUUUAAUGGGAACUUACUUCACCUACUGAGAAGGAAGAAGAAAAAAACUGUAAAACAAAAUGUACAAAAAAAUGUUAUUCCUGUACACAUAGAAAUCCACCUUGUUGCUUGCUUUCGUUAUACCUAAAGAAACAUUAGCCAUGUAUUAGCCAACUUAGUACAUCAGUUAAGACUCUACAUACCACAGUUUUGUUUUUUUUUUAUACUUAAUUUCAUUUUGUCUCUCAUAUCACCACAGAAACCCAAAUCUUUCACGUGUUUCAUUUAUAUCAACUUCAUACCAUGGAAUUUGCAAUUUUGUAUCUUCAUCUUAUAUUUUUCUUUUAAAUCCCAUACGUUGAUUUAUUACACAAUAACUGUCAAAAUCGUGAAAAUUAUCAUGACAAUGUACUAUGUGUUUUACUUUUUUUCUUUAUCUGGUGCCACUUUGUAUAUUUAGAGUGCUUCUGAAAAAAGAAAAAAAAAAUACUAGAGUGAAUGCAAAUAUGCAAUUGUGCCUUUUUAUACCAAUUGGUAUGAUUAAAUGUUGGUUUGGAAUGGUGCAUAAACAAAAAUGUGCUCAUUAAAGUAGAUGGGGUGGCAUUUAAGAACGGACUGAAAUACAUUUGUAUAUCUUAGAUGAAAUCCCCUGAUGUCAAAGGCUUCUCGGUGGAUGACCAGUCAAAUGUCAGUGAGCCUAUAGAUCUAAUGUUCAAAUGGCUAUUGUUCACUGGGUUCAAUUAUCUUGUUGAAAUAUCCAUUCCUAGCAUAGUGCAUUACCAAAUGAGUACAGGUACAUUCAAAAGUUGCUUGUUGGUAGUAAUAAUAAUGAUAUAAUGGAUUUUUUUUUGUCGUGUUCCACUCAUGUAAUGUAUGACAUCAGAGGUCAAGUAACCAUCUUUGUGCAUGAAACAAGCCCUAGGACUGAAUAUAGAAGCAUAGAAAGAUGGAGGUGGAAAAAAAAAAAAAAAUGCUUGGAGACAUUUGACUGCUCAGAGUUGAGGGAGCCUAGAGGUAAAAAUGCUAAUGUAACGGUUUACUAGGAAGAGUGGAAGUGGGGGGAAAAAAAAGCUGCAAGGGAGAGUAGCUGACAGAACACACACCUCAGGCUGUGUCAAGCAACACAACAACACUCACACACAGAUUUACAUUAUAUGCAUAUCAGUAGAUGAUGAAAGACUGUCCUACAAAUAGGCAGGGAACGUUGUUUGCUGUGAUACUGCAAGGUGAUGCUUUGAAUUUCUAGAUCAGAUGAAGUGAAAACAAAGACCCUGUAGUGAGAAACUCAGACAAGAGGAGGUAAUGAAAGAAAAUAUGCCAUAUAUUGGCACCUACACUGAAUACAGUGCACACUAGUUCAUUUCUGAGCACUGAAAGACUCAGUAAUUUUUUUUUCUGAUAUUCACUGAGGUAAAUGCUACAGAAAUCUGGAUGACAGUAGAUGGUAUUAUGUUGUAAUUUUUUUCUUAACAUUUGACAGAACAUGAAGUACGCAACACCUGCCAUCAAAAUGUCUGUGUCCUGUUGCCGCCUGGGGUUUGUGUUCAGUCUGUGCUCACCUCUAUUCGUAUAGCAUUCACAGUGUGUAAUGAGAUUUGUAAUAUUAACCAUUACUAUUUGUCCUGCGACUUGGAUGUUGAUAUAGAAAUUGAGGAACAAAUUUAUCAUCGUUUAAUAUGAGUCACUAUGCACGCAGCUUAGCUGAACAUGGCAAAGUGUAUUGAACGCAAGUCCACUUCUAUUUAUGAGAUAUUUUACAUAAUUUAAUUUGCUUUUGUACAGGUUUGUGUAAAUAAAU